AUGGCUAACGCGCGUCGCCUCGACGAUGAGGAUGUCGAUGUCUACUUUGCCCAGCACGACGUCCAGAGCGUCGUCAGUGACAUGCUGUAUGAGCUUGGCUACCACCGCCCCGAGGAGGUGGGGCCAUUCCUCGCAAGCUUCAUCAAUCGGCGCUACGAGCUCGAAGGGGCAGUCCCACGCACACGAGGCAAGCAGUGA
Molecule: messenger RNA, 198 nt
Organism: Symbiodinium pilosum
Lineage: Eukaryota; Dinophyceae; Suessiales; Symbiodiniaceae
Source: the annotation of a GenBank genome assembly